This is a messenger RNA of Equus quagga, 2158 nucleotides long. It is a transcript of the gene ZUP1, whose product is annotated as zinc finger containing ubiquitin peptidase 1. Lineage: Eukaryota; Metazoa; Chordata; Mammalia; Perissodactyla; Equidae. The record is from RefSeq and is a predicted model, not a curated record. The coding region runs from base 215 to 1954 and encodes 579 amino acids. The transcript has 10 exons.
GCUGAGGGUUUUUUUAGGGUUGCUGGUUCUUUUCCUGAAUCUCUGGGUAUAGAGAGGGCCUAUGACAGUGUUUCAGGCCGGGAAAGGUAAUCGACGCUGCGCACGUGCUCCUCUGCCGGCGAGCCAGACGGCGGCAGCGGCGGGACCCGCAGAGGAAGCCAAGCGGAGGGCAGUGUGGCCGCGGCCGGACCUCCGGGCCGCUACCUGAUGUACCAUGCUUUCUUGUGAUAUUUGUGGUGAAACAGUAACCUCAGAACCAGACAUGAAGACUCACCUCCUAAUUGUUCACAUGGAAAAUGAAGUUAUAUGUCCAUUUUGCAAGUUGUCAGGUGUGAAUUAUGAUGAAAUGUGUUUUCAUAUUGAAACUGCUCAUUGUGAGCAAAAUGAACUAGAAAGAAACUUUGAGAGGAUCAAUGCAAUACAGUAUGGAACUUCAGAUAACAGGAAGGACAACACCCUACAGUGUAGAACGGAAGUUAAUUCAGGUAUUCUUUCAGCUUGUGCAUCUAAUCAUCCGAAAAUUUCAGCUCAAAGCCUGCCAAAGGAUGGUACUUUAAAACAUAAAGAUUUUUAUUCAGAGAACUUAACUGAAUCUAGAAAAUUCCUGAAAAGUAAGGAAGAACAGUGUGACCUAUCCAAAAUAAAAGGAUCAAUUUAUGAAACAAUGUAUAGUCCUCCCGAAUGUCCAUUCUGUGGAAAAAUAGAAGAUUGUAGUCAAGAUAUGGAAGCUCACGUGAAAACAAAGCAUGCCAAUCUUUUAGACACUCCGUUAGAAGACUGUGAUCAACCACUGUAUGACUGCCCUAUGUGUGGGCUCAUCUGUACAAAUUACCAUAUUCUCCAAGAACAUGUUGACUUGCAUUUGGAAGAAAGUAACUUCGGACAAGGCAUGGAUAGAAUCCAGUGUUCUAGAGAUCUAGAAUUGGCUCACCAGCUUCAACAAGAAGAAGACAGAAAGAGAAGAUCUGAAGAAUCAAGACAAGAAAUGGAAGAAUUUCAGAAGCUGCGGAGACAGUAUGGUUUAGAUAAUUCUGGAGGGUACAAACAACAGCAACUACGAAAUAUGGAGAUAGAAGUAAAUAGAGGAAGAAUGCAUCCAUCUGAAUUUCAUAGAAGAAAAGCUGAUAUGAUGGAAUCACUAGCUAUUGGUAUUGAUGAUGGAAAGACAAAAACUUCUGGAAUUAUUGAAGCACUUUGUAGGUACUAUCAGAAUGCUGCCACAGAUGUGAAGCGUGUGUGGUUUUCUGCAGUGGUGGAUCACUUUCAUUCAUCUUUUGGUGACAAAGGUUGGGGAUGUGGUUACAGAAAUUUCCAAAUGCUACUUUCAUCAUUAUUACAAAAUGAUGUUUAUGAUGAUUGCUUGAAAGGUAUGUCAGUUCCUUGCAUUCCAAAAAUUCAGUCUAUGAUUGAAGAUGCGUGGAAGGAAGGUUUUGAUCCUCAGGGUGCCUCUCAACUUAAUAACAGGUUACAGGGAACAAAGGCCUGGAUCGGAGCAUGUGAAGUAUAUACACUUCUGACCUCCCUAAGGGUAAAGUGCCACAUUGUUGAUUUUCAUAAGGCAACUGGUCCUUUGGGUACACACCCUCGCUUAUUUGAAUGGAUAUUGAACUAUUAUUCUUCAGAGAGGGAAGGGGGUCCAAAAGUCGUGUGUACAUCUAAGCCUCCUAUCUAUCUUCAGCAUCAAGGUCAUAGUCGAACAGUUGUUGGAAUUGAAGAGAGGAAAAACCGAACAUUAUGUUUAUUGAUAUUUGAUCCUGGAUGUCCUUCUCGAGAAAUGCAGAAACUAUUAAAGCAAGACAUGGAGGCUAGCAGUCUCAAGCAACUUCGGAAAUUUGUGGGCAAUUUAAAACAUAAGCAAUACCAGAUAGUGGCAGUAGAGGGUGUUCUUUCUUCAGAGGAGAAAGUUGCCAGGAGACAAGCAUCUCAAGUCUUUACAGCCGAGAAGAUUCCUUGAAGAAUUAAGCAUUUCAGUGAUUGUGGAAUUUUACUGUAUAUUCUAAAUUCAGAUAUUAAACUCCUUAAUACAACUCAUGAAGCCGUGGAUUCUCUAAAAUUCUCUAAAUACUCAACUUGUAAUUUAAUUUCUAAAAUGUCUAAAUUAUACUUUUACUACUCCAUUGUUUAGUAAUAAUUUCAAUAAAAUAUCUUGUUUACAUUG